AUGGCUCUCCUCAAAGCAUCACUAUGGCAUUUGUUAGCACUUGUCUCCAUAUUGGCUCUUCGCGUCAGUGCCAAGGAUGAUGGGCCACCUGCUGAAUAUAGCUCUCCCUCACCUCCUCCCUAUGAGUACAAAUCACCACCAUAUAUGCACAAACCUCCUCCUUACGAGUAUAUGUCGCCACCAUAUAUGUAUAAACCACCGCCCUAUGAGUACAUGCCACCACCAUAUGUGUACAAACCACCUCCCUACGAGUACAUGCCACCACCAUAUGUGUACAAGCCACCGCCGUAUGUGUACAAGCCACCACCGUAUGUGUACAAGCCACCGCCGUAUGUGUACAAGCCACCUCCAUAUGUGUACAAACCACCUCCUUAUGUGUACAAGCCACCGCCAUAUGUCUACUCAUCACCACCACCACCACCUUACAAGUACUCCUCCCCACCACCUCCACCAUACAUGUAUUCUUCACCUCCACCACCUCCUUACAAGUAUACUUCACCACCUCCCCCACCAUAUAAGUAUUCCUCACCACCACCUCCACCAUAUAAGUAUUCCUCACCACCACCUCCACCAUACAAUAAAAUCAGGUUCUUUUAUCAAAUACAGAAUAGACAAGAAAAACAGGUUAAUAGAGUUGAAGAAUUUCAAGGAGACAUGGCUCUCCUCAAAGCAUCAUUAUGGCAUUUGUUAGCACUUGUCUCCAUAUUAGCUCUUCAUGUCAAUGCUUACAAUGUUUGGCCACCUGUGGACUAUGCUUCUCCUCCACCUCCUUCCUACGAGUACAAACCACCGCCCUAUAUGUACAUGCCACCAACAUAUUACUAUCCAUCCCCACCUUAUGUCUACUCAUCACCACCACCGCCACCUUAUGUUUACAAUUCACCUCCACCACCUCCACCAUAUGUUUACAUGUCACCGCCUCCACCACCUUACAAGUACUCCUCUCCACCACCUCCACCGUACGUCUAUUCUUCGCCCCCACCUCCACCAUACGGCUAUUAUUCACCCCCACCACCCCCUUACAAGUACACCUCUCCCCCACCUCCACCAUAUGUCUACUAUUCACCUCCACCACCACCAUAUAUGUAUACUUCACCGCCACCUCCACCAUACCAGUACACUUCACCACCUCCCCCACCUUACAGCUAUUAUUCAUCUCCACCACCACCAACAUACAAGUGA
Molecule: messenger RNA, 1182 nt
Organism: Coffea eugenioides
Lineage: Eukaryota; Viridiplantae; Streptophyta; Magnoliopsida; Gentianales; Rubiaceae
Product: extensin-2-like
Exons: 3
Coding region: 1-1182 (393 amino acids)
Source: RefSeq, a predicted model, not a curated record